CUGAGCCGCGCCGCGCUGGACGACUCGGGCUGCUAUGCGGCUACGGCGCGCAACGCGCUGGGCGCCGUGUCGUGCCGCUGCCACCUGGUGGUGGACAAGGGCAUCCGCGCCUACGUCGCCCCGGACUUCAUCUUCGAGCUGGAGCCGGAGGUGGCGGUGAAGGCCGGCGCCGACCUGCGGCUGGCGGGCCGCGUCGAGGCCUACCCCAGCGUCGGCGUCAUGUGGCACCGCGACGGCGUGCGGCUCCGCCCCAGCCGGCGCGCCGUCAUGACGCUGGACCACGACGGCACGGUGGAGCUGGCGCUGGCCGGCGUCGGAGCGCGCGACGCGGGCCUCUACAGCUGCACGGCGGCCAACGCCGUGGGCCGCGCUGAGAGUAGCUGUCGCGUCCAGGUGCUCGGCUCCUCGCCCCCGCCCGACCGCCAGGUGCCCGAGGUGGUCGCCCCCGACGUC
Molecule: messenger RNA, 453 nt
Organism: Gryllus bimaculatus (two-spotted cricket)
Lineage: Eukaryota; Metazoa; Arthropoda; Insecta; Orthoptera; Gryllidae
Source: the annotation of a GenBank genome assembly